AGAUGAGCAGCGAAGUAGCCCAUGGAAAUUGAUGGUUAGUGGCAACUACAAAUCAGAAGGCAGAAGCCCAAUUUUGACUUUUAACCGUAGCUUUGCUUGUAGCGAGAGCCACCUCUCAGGUUAAAAUUCUUUGACAACUCCCAACCUCCUCCGAGAAAAAUCAAUUCAACCUCCAAUUUCCUGAGAGGAAUUGCAUAGCAGAGUGGACUGCAAUAAUAAUUCUUCAGAGAUCUUGACGCUGUGCGGUUACAGAUGGCGUACGUAGACCAUGCCUUCUCGAUAUCGGACGAGGACAUCAUGAUGGAGACAUCAUACGCCGUUAACAAUCGGCCUCCGUUCAAGGAGAUCGGCCUCGCUGUUGCUCUUCUUGUCUUUGGUACACUUGGGAUUAUCUUGGGUACCUUCAUGGCCUACAACAAAGUCGGCGGUGACCGAGGCCAUGGGCUUUUCUUUGCAAUAUUGGGAUGCAUAUUGUUCAUUCCAGGCUUCUAUUACACAAGGAUUGCAUAUUAUGCUUAUAAGGGCUACAAAGGCUUCUCUUUCUCCAACAUUCCCCCUGUCUAGAGGAACUCUCCUGCUCCGCCCUAUUGACAAGUUAAAUCUAUGUACAUGUUCAUUUAAGGAAUCAAUGGACAUGGAUCACUUUGACAUGGUAUGCUUUAAUGUGAAGUCAAGCUGUAUUACUGGAAGAAAUAAGGCUUCAAGGAACAUCUUGGUUUGUAGAAAAGUGAGGAUGGCAGGGUGCCAAAUGAGAAAUUAUGUAAAGUUUUUGGAAAUAAUUUUUCCCUUAAAAGUGCUAUAGCCAUUUUGUAUUAUUAUGUCAAAUGUAAUGGGUGUGAAUCUAGUGAGCCUAAAGGAACUAAUAGAUGCUUUAAAUUUGUAGUUCAUUUUUUAAUAUAAAUAGUUCCAUUUUUCUUUCUUUCUUUCUUUUCUUCAUUUUUGCUUGGAAAAAUUGUGGUAGAAAGUUACUUGAAUUGGAGUAGGAACCUUGUCUCCAUUGAUAAUAGUAAGAAAUGUAUUACAACUG
This is a messenger RNA of Theobroma umbraticum, 1027 nucleotides long. RefSeq lists its product as uncharacterized. NCBI's taxonomy places the organism in Eukaryota, Viridiplantae, Streptophyta, Magnoliopsida, Malvales, Malvaceae. Gene Ontology annotation, cellular component: endomembrane system. The record is from RefSeq and is a predicted model, not a curated record.